AUGUUCUGCACAUACCGAGAGACGUUCUUUGAUGAGAUACUAAUGAAAGAUGCCUGCACAGAGUUCAGCCAGCUGCAGAGGGAAAUUGUGCUUGUCGAUCUGACUCUCAAGACGCACAAUGAUCUGCUUGUCAAAGUGCAUCGUGUUGUUUUUGCGGCUCGUUUGCCAAAACUGCAAGACUGUAUUUGUAGUUCCACCGACUCAACACUUGAUUGGUCUCGUUUCUCACAGAGCUCGGUGAAAGCAUUGACCGAGUACGUUUACACAGGCCGACUGGAGGUUUCCACGAGGACGGUGCAGCCAAUAUACCUUCUGGCUGCCUCUGUGGAAUUGGAGCAUGUACGUCGUUGGUGCGAACAGUUUAUGGUUCAACGGGGUUUUGAUGGUGCCCAAGAUGUGCUUUAUGAAUAA
Messenger RNA from Dibothriocephalus latus, 411 nucleotides. The record is from the annotation of a GenBank genome assembly. Lineage: Eukaryota; Metazoa; Platyhelminthes; Cestoda; Diphyllobothriidea; Diphyllobothriidae.